This is a messenger RNA of Symbiodinium natans, 357 nucleotides long. The record is from the annotation of a GenBank genome assembly. NCBI's taxonomy places the organism in Eukaryota, Dinophyceae, Suessiales, Symbiodiniaceae.
AUGUCUAUACAGCACGGUGGCGCAGGCUGCUUUUUCGGCUCACGAGUAUCAGCUAGGACCUACAACGCGGCCCUCAGCGCCUGCGCGGCAGCGGGAAAGCUCGAGUUGGCCCUGGUGCUCAUGGCCGAGCUUCAGGAGGAGGAGCUGAUCCCGAAUCUGAUGACCUACAGAUAUGCCAUCCAGUCUUGCGAGGAGUCUGGCCAGUGGGAGCUUGCUCUGGAUCUUGUGGCUGAGAUGCAGAGUGUUAAGACCGAGCCAAAGCAGCUCAUUUUCAGCUCCGUGGCUGCGGCAUGCAGACGAGCCGGUUUGGAAGAGCUGGCCUCGUCCUACGACUGGAAGGACGUCAGCGUGAGCUGA